This is a messenger RNA of Yamadazyma tenuis ATCC 10573, 4031 nucleotides long. RefSeq names its product DNA-binding protein (gene RIF1). NCBI's taxonomy places the organism in Eukaryota, Fungi, Ascomycota, Pichiomycetes, Serinales, Debaryomycetaceae. The record is from RefSeq and is a predicted model, not a curated record.
ACACGGUAUCAUUAACUCAAACAUUAAUCCACCAGGCUGAAUUGAACAUAACACCACCUGAGACACGUGACAUGUCCUUAGCUCCACUAGAAGAUCGUCCUAUCACGCGAUCACGGGCCAGACUCCUUCACGAUGAGACACCCAAGUCCAAAUCACACACCAAAUCGUCACAAAAGCGAUCCAAAUCAAAGAAAAACAGAAAGAGGGGCUCCAAGACACCUCUAGUCGUUUCUAACACCACGGAAGAACACCAAGAGCCUGUUGAAACACGAAUUGAUGCUUCUGAAAAAGUAAAUGAGCCAACUCAGGUAGACGAGCACCAGAAUGACAAACCUCUGUUGAAGCCAGUCACCGGGGAUAUUGUGGCUCCAGAUAUGCGUAUAGUGAUGGGAGAUCUUAAUUCUUCUCCUAUAAAGAAGACUGGCGCUCCACCUCACGAUCCGGUGUUGAGUUCUUCACCUUUCAAACUCAGAAAAAACGUGAUGUUUUCAGAUGAUUUGACCAGUGACGUACCUUUCUUACCUCAGGAUGGCCUGCAGAAACCGGUGUGUAUCACGGCCACUCCCAAGAAGUCCAUUCUAAAGGGAAUUGAAGAAGUAGAAUCUCCCCAGGUGGUAAACGAAAGUAGUUUCACCGAGGCUAACUUUGUACCUGAACAACCAACUUUCUGGACCAAAGGGAACAUUGUCCAGCUUCCUGUUGAAUCUCAUCGGCUUGCUAGACUUAUCCAGGGUUGCAUAGCAGUAUUGAAAAUCAAGUCUUUUGAUAAGCGAUUCGAAGUGUAUGCAUCUUUGAACCACAACUUCAAGAGUAAUACUCCUACCUUUGUUGCUUCCUUACUUGUGAGCACUUACAAGCAGUUUUCGCCUUCAAAAGGACUGCCAGGACAAGCACAAGCAUUGGCUCAGUCACCGGAAAAGAAUCUUAUCAGUGUGUUUUCUGCCAUUGUCCAACGGGAUAUCACGUUCAUGGAAGCUAGUCUUUCACUUUCUGAUGACGAGAAGGAGAAUGUCAGCAUACCAAACCAGGGCAAAAAUGACCCUUUUUUCACCCGUACAAUCAGCCAGGCUCUUAAACUUAUAUCAUUUUUCAUGACAGAAGAAGACCUCAACGAAUAUUUGAGCUUAACUGACUUGAGGUGGUUCUAUCUGCAUUCAGCUACGUUGAUGAUGAAACCUAAAAUCUCCAAGACUUUGGCAGUACCAUACCUUAUGAUCGUCAAAGAGUGUAAAUAUCCAUUGAAGAAGAGAAAGUUGUUGUUCAAUAAUAUUAAGGGCAUGGAUAUUCCAGAACAAAUGCUUUUUGCAGUCAUAAACAUGAAGAACUUCCCAAGCAAAUCUCUUGUCAGUGAAAGGCUAAUUGCUGUCAAGAAUUUGGUUCAAAACUUCCCUACCAUGAUGUUGAACAAUUUCAAGCAUUGGUUCGAAAUAUACUUGAUGACUUUAUGUGAUGUUGGAUCUCCAUUUUAUUCCAAGAUCAUUGGAUCCGGGGUUUUGACCUUAUUGGAAAUUGCCAAAGCAUGUCUGAGAGAUAGAGAAGUCAAUUAUAUGACUCAACAGUGUCUUAGUUCACAAAUCACACUGCCAUUCAAGUCAUUUGCAUCAGACUUUGAAUUGGAUUCUACUAGCUUUCCUCAAAAGGGUGUGAGGGUACUCGACCUUGUUAUUCAAACCAUCAAAGAGUUGAUGUUCAAUAAGAGAUACAAGGCUGCCAGUGACAUUUGGGUAGGAAUCUCGCUCAUGGCUUGUGAUAAACAAACUGGGUUCGACCAAUGGGAUAUGGUGCAUGAAUGGACUGGGGUUGUUACUUCUGAAUUGUUGAAGUUACUGCCUGCUGCCCAAGUAGCUUUAAUUUCUUCCUGGAAAGUGGUUGUCUACGAUCUUUGCGUUUCUGAUCUCGACAACUUGGAUAGAUAUAUCAAGUCUGAAGACUUGAAAUUAGGGGAGAGUAUAGAAGUGUCUGACAUCCUCAAACGCAAAUUUGACUUGUUGUUAGUGUUACCUCGGAUUCUCAAAAACGUCAGUUGUGACAACUAUGACAUACUUCAUGCUCUGGAACAGGUUGUGUUGGCCAUCUGCUAUACCAUUUUCAACCAACAGGGAAAGAAUACCAAGUACUUGUCAGUGUACUGGGACAACAUCAUGGUUCCUUUAUUCCAGGAGGUUUUUUUCAAAAAGUCCAAGGGUAUGCAACUCUUCAAUUUUGGUGAGCGUUUGCUUCAAGCCCUCUUGGAUACCACUGCAAAUAAAAAAGAGUACCAAUUCUUGCCAUUCAGGUGUCUUUCGACCGAAGCGUUUGAGUUUUCUGAUGUUCUUCUGUUGAACUCGGCUUGGGUGUUCAAGGAGUAUCCCAGAAUCCUCAAUUUAUUACAAGUGCCUUUAUAUCUGACGGACUUAAGCCCGGAGUAUAAGCUAGACGUGGUUGACAAGUUCCUGCACAUAUUUCCUUCUUUAGUCUUGAAAAGUCCUUCGUCACCAGAGGCAAUCGAGUGUCGUAAACUAGCAUACAACAUCAUUGAACAAGCAUUUUCCAAAGGCAACCCGGCUCUUUUUGUACCCAAGGUUUUCGAUGUGUUGAAAAAAACUUUCGGGUUAGUCAAUUUGACCAACGUGGACAAUGCUGGUGAUAACUCUGCCAACUUCUUGUCACUUCUUUUCUCCAAGAUUGCAGAAUCUACUCCAGAUGUCCAAGAUAAUAUCGUGGAGAAAAUGCUACACCGAAACGGAAGGAAAGACUAUGUGGUGAUUUUGUACUUGAUUAGAUUCGGAAUGCUUGGGAAUCUGAAGGUUGACUUUCAAAAACUGCUCAAGACUUGUGAAGUUGACAUAGGAAGUAGGGUGGAGCUCAAGCUUAUAGGGGCAUUAUUUGAAGUGUUGACAAGUGACUUCACACCAUUUGCAAAAAGAGUUAUCCAGGCUAUUGUGCUUUUGAAUGCUAGGUUAUUUGAAGAGGCAUUGAGCUUGGUCACCAUUCAGAGAUGGUCACCUCCAAUAUUUAAGUUCUUUGUUCUUUUGAUCCAUGAUACUCCAUUCGACUACAUGAAGCAAAUGGCCUUCAACCUAAUACUUCUAAGGUUCGAACAAGCAGAUGAGUUUGUGUCAAUGAUAUCGUUUCUCAUCUCCAGCAGCUUCGACUUAGAGCUAUAUAACCUCAGAAAAGCCAUCAUGAAGAGAGUCCAGUCGAUAAACGAGACCAACUACGCCAAGUUCAAGACAGAAUUUCACGGGUACCUCAACAAUUUAAAGCAGAAUGGCAAUAUGCUUCUCCUCGACGAGUUCCUAGCUACAUGCCAGGAAUAUGGGUUUGAGAUCCUAGACAUUGCUGAAAAUGAAUGGGCCCAAUUCCCUCGCUUGAAAGAAAUGAUGGAGAGCCCCAAACCUUUCAGAACGUGUCUGCCACCUUCUGACGAAGACUCUGAGGUGAUGGAUACGUUUUCUCCGGAGUCAGCAAAUGAGGCAGAGAAUGAUAGUUACAUGGAAGUGGAAAAAGACCUUGUUAGUGAAGAGGAUGAUUUACUGUCUGUUAAGAGUUUUGAGGUUGACAUGCCACAGCGUCUGGUUCUCGAAAUCCCCGAGUCUCCAGAAGCAGACCCGGAAUCUCCUUCGAAACGUCACAGACCCCUUGCGCCUGGAGAACCUGAAUCAUCGUCGAAACGUCCCAAAAUGGAAAUUCAACCAUAUACAAACGGCCAAGACAUCCAAAAAGACGUUCAACUUCUCCUGAAACCGGAUACCAUUGAACAAGUCAAGUACUUUUUGCCAAGAAUAGACACCACCAUACAAGCCAAGUAUUCACUGCAAGAAACAAAUGACACUACAAGCAGCACAGAAGCUGAGUCAGAAGGCUCGAGCAAAAAUACCGCCGAACUAGAUCGGAUUAUGCAUGUGUUCAACAACUUCGAUCAAGAAUCCAUGCGGCUUCUCACACCAAACGACCGUGACCAACUUGAGUGCCGGCUUCUACAAUUCAUGUUGCAGCUCAAACAGUCCAAACCGUAGCAUUAUAUACAAAAAUGAACAAAUUUGCAAAUC